AUUUGGUCUUGGGAGCUCGCAGCCAAACCCUGGAGAGGAGUAUUCUUGCCUGCUGUGUCAUCCACUCCUCCCGCCCUCUGUGGCAGGAACAGAGGGAAAGUUUCCUAUUGCUGUUGGUUCUUCCCUCUCUUGUCGUUCUUUUGGGCCUCCUCCUGCCAUCUUCUUCUCUUCUGCUCCUUGUUCUCUCCCCAGGUAACAUCCCUAGAAUGGAACAUGACCAAAAUGGAGCUGGCCAGCAACCCCCACCUCCCAUAAGCAGCCCUGAAGCGCUGCCUACUGAGAAUGGUCUAGAGCAACAAAGUGAAAAGUCGCCUCCGAGGCCUCUGUCCCCUGAGAACGCAGCGCAUUCUCAGCCUGAAAUAAAGCUGUGCGAUAUAUCUGAGGAGCUGAGCCGACAGCUGGAGGACAUUAUUAAAACCUACGGCUCAGCUGCCAGCCCGGUGGAGGAAAGGAAUGCUAAAGCGACGACAGACAGACCUGAGAAAGGAGAUUCCUUUAAUAAUGAGGAUGGAGAAUAUGAGGAUGCCCAUGACGAGGCUGAGAAGGAACAGGCAGCUUCUGGGGAUGCAUCUGGAUCAAAGGAAUCCAGCAGCCAGAAAGACCAGAAGCUGGAAAAGAAAAUCCUGAAGGGACUAGGAAAAGAAGCUACCCUGCUGAUGCAACAUUUGAACAAGCUGAAUACCCCAGAAGAGAAGCUGGAGAUCCUAUUUAAGAAGUAUGCUGAACUGCUAGAGGAACACCGUACUGAACAGAAGAAACUAAAGUAUCUGCAGAAAAGGCAGGCACAGCUCACAAAGGAGAAGGACCAGUUGCAGAGUGAACACAGUAGAGCCGUCCUUGCCCGAAGCAAACUGGAAAGUCUCUGCAGAGAGCUACAAAGACACAACAAAACCCUGAAGGAGGAGACCCUUCAGCGAGCAAGAGAGGAUGAGGAGAAAAGGAAGGAGAUCACUAAUCAUUUCCAAGGCACCUUGAACGAUAUCCAGGGGCAGAUUGAGCAGCAAAGUGAAAGGAACAUGAAGUUGUGCCAGGAGAACAGUGAGCUGGCAGAGAAAUUGAAAAGUAUCAUAGAUCAGUAUGAAGUCAGAGAGGAGCACCUAGAUAAGAUAUUUAAGCACAGGGAGCUUCAGCAGAAACUGGUGGAUGCCAAGCUGGAACAGUCGCAGGAAGUGAUGAAAGAAGCUGAGGAACGACAUCAGCGAGAGAAGGAAUAUCUACUUAACCAAGCUGCAGAGUGGAAACUACAAGCAAAAAUGCUGAAGGAGCAAGAGACAGUUCUCCAGGCCCAGCUUGCUCUCUAUUCUGAACGAUUUGAGGAGUUUCAGAAAACCUUGACAAAAAGCAAUGAGGUGUUUGCCAGCUUCAAGCAAGAGAUGGAUAAGAUGACCAAGAAAAUGAAAAAGUUGGAAAAGGAUACAGCUACGUGGAAAGCAAGGUUUGAGAACUGCAAUAAAGCUUUGUUGGACAUGAUUGAAGAGAAAGCCAUGCGAGCCAAGGAAUACGAGUGCUUUGUAGUGAAAAUUCAAAGGCUGGAGAAUCUGUGCAGAGCUCUUCAGGAUGAAAGGAAUGUGCUGUACAAAAAAAUAAAAGAUGCAAAAUUCCCUGAGGAGAAGGAGGAGGAGGAGGAAGAGGAGGAGGAAGAACAACCACCACCACCACAACUAAGUGGACAGGACGAUGGUCUGAAAAAUGAGGCUAGUGUGAGCUCCUCUGUUGUAGACCAGGCUGCUGCUGCUGCUGCUGCUGCUGCUGAGCUACCUGCCACUGAUGAGAAUAUUCUGAAGAAUCUGGCUGCAGCUUUCAUGGUGACCCAUCAUGAGGGAAUGCUCCCAAUAACCGCUGAUGUGGACACACCUGAAGCCCUGGGAGCCACUAAUGUAGAAAUGUCUGAAGAACCGUGUAAUCUGCAAGCAUGUGGUCCAGUUUGUCCCCCAGAGCCAUUGCUCCCAAUGCCACAAGACACAGAGAAUCUCUCCAUACAGCCAGCAGCAUCCACACCCACAGCAGAAAAACAUGAAGGGGACACGGCGAAACAACUUGCUCAGGGUCAUCCGGUUCUGCAGUUGUUGGAUGCUGACAUGGAAGGUGUCGACUAGUAUUAAUGUGAUUAUAUUUCUUUCCCAACUGCCAUCCUUUCAUAUAUUUUUGUUCUAAUUAUGCGGCUUUAAAACGUUCACAGAUUUGCUCCUCAUAAUCGUGGGACGUGUCUUGUGUCUGUGACAUCGAGCCCCGUCGGUAGCGAUGCAUUUUCAGUUUGCCCACUUUUUCAUCAAAUCAAAGCAAAAAAGUGCUUUCCUAAAGUGUCACAAAACGAUUGGUGUUUGCUCCCAUCAACCCGUUUUGAAAAUCCGUAAGACUCCCUACUUUAAGAACUACAGCACUUUAAUUCAACAUGCUCUCACAAACACCUGAGCACGUUAGUUUGGUCUGAGGUGCCAGAAUGUCACUUCUAAAUAUAGGAAUAAAUGUUACAUGGGGGAAGCAUACUUGGGGAAGUAGAAGCUGGAAAAGCAGUAAUGUGAGGGUCAAAUCUUAUUCCAAAGUAACUACUAAUUAGUCUAUGAUCUUCAAAACAUUUUUGUUUGGACAGAUUCUCCCGGCUUCAAGCAAUUGUGUGUAUCCCUGGGACCCCAAUUCUUUUCUUUGCCCCCAACGCAAUCCUUUUCUCACAAGGAAGAAUAGUUGUCUAUGACAGUGUUUCCCAACCGGUGUUCCGCAGCACACUUGUGUGCCGUGAGACCUUGCCUGGUGUGCCGUGGGAGGGAGGCGGGAGAGGCGGGGCGGC
Messenger RNA from Podarcis muralis (Common wall lizard), 2785 nucleotides. RefSeq names its product taxilin beta (gene TXLNB). Gene Ontology annotation, molecular function: syntaxin binding. The record is from RefSeq and is a predicted model, not a curated record. NCBI's taxonomy places the organism in Eukaryota, Metazoa, Chordata, Lepidosauria, Squamata, Lacertidae.